UGUGUUUUGUUUUCAAGCCCAGUUUUGAGGACUCACUCCACAAGUCUGUUUGCCGCUGUCAGAGUACUCGUACGUGCGUUCACGAUGGAAGGGGGUCACAGCUGAGGCGGCUGCAUCUACACGUUUCGGACACAUUAGGAAAUAUCUUCAAAGUCAACUUGGAUUUUUUUGUCCUCCAGCUUCUAGGUACUCUUCUGAGACGCUUACAUAUAUUUGGACCGCGGGGAAGGAGACCACUGUUGCUUUGAAGAUGGGGAGCCGUGGUCAUUAUGGGUACCACUGGCAGAGCCACAAUGUCAAGAUCAGCGGGGUGGACGACAUGGUGCUGCUCACCAAGAUCAACGAGGACGCCAUUGUGGAAAACCUGAAGAAGAGAUACAUGGAUGACUACAUCUUUACAUACAUUGGUCCUGUGCUGAUCUCCGUCAACCCCUUUAAGCAGAUGCCGUAUUUCGGGGAAAAAGAAGUUGAGAUGUAUCAAGGCGCAGCCCAGUAUGAGAACCCACCUCACAUCUAUGCACUGGCAGACAACAUGUACAGAAACAUGAUGAUUGACCGAGAAAACCAAUGUGUCAUUAUUAGUGGUGAGAGUGGAGCCGGUAAGACUGUGGCGGCCAAAUACAUUAUGGGCUACAUCUCCAGAGUGUCAGGAGGCGGACCUCGGGUGCAGCACGUCAAAGACAUCAUCCUGCAAUCCAACCCACUGUUGGAGGCUUUUGGCAACGCCAAGACUGUGAGGAACAACAACUCAAGUAGAUUUGGAAAAUACUUCGAAAUCCAGUUCAGCAGUGGCGGCGAACCAGACGGCGGGAAAAUCUCCAACUUCCUUCUGGAGAAGUCACGUGUCGUCAUGCGGAAUCCUGGCGAGAGGAGUUUCCAUAUAUUCUAUCAGUUAAUUGAGGGCGCCGGUGGCGAGCAGAAAAAUAGCCUGGGAAUCACAACUUUGGAUUAUUACACUUACCUCAACCAGUCUGGGUCCUACAAAGUGGAAGACAUUGACGACAAAAAUGACUUCCAGGAGACCAUGCAUGCCAUGAAAGUGAUUGGCAUUUCAGACGUGGACCGUGCCAUGGUGCUUCAGAUUGUGGCUGGAGUCCUACACGUUGGCAACAUCAGCUUCAAGGAAGCUGGCAACUACGCUGCUGUGGAGAGUGAAGAGUUUCUAGCCUUCCCUGCCUUUUUACUGGGAAUUGACCAGAACCGUCUGAAGGAGAAAGUGACCAGCCGAAAGAUGGACAGCAAAUGGGGGAGUACCCAUGAGUCGAUUGACGUGACUUUAAACGUGGAGCAGGCGUGUUACACAAGAGACGCCCUCACUAAAGCACUGCACUCACGUGUUUUUGACUACCUGGUGGAGUCUAUCAACAAAGCCAUAGUGAAGCAAGAACAGGAGUUGAAUAUUGGCGUCUUGGACAUUUACGGUUUUGAGAUAUUCCAAAAAAACGGCUUUGAGCAGUUCUGCAUCAACUUUGUGAAUGAAAAACUGCAGCAAAUAUUCAUUGAGCUUACACUAAAAGCAGAGCAGGAGGAAUAUGUUCAGGAGGGCAUCAAGUGGAGUCCCAUUGAGUACUUCAAUAACAAGAUUGUCUGCGAUCUAAUUGAGAGCAAAAAUCCUCCUGGCAUCAUGUGCAUCCUGGACGACGUGUGCGCCACCAUGCAUGCAGUGGGCGAGGGGGCUGACCAGACCCUGCUUCAGAAGCUGCGGGGUCAGAUCAAAACUCAUGAGCACUUCAACAGCUGGAACCAAGGCUUCAUCAUCCACCACUACGCUGGCAAGGUGUCCUACGACGCAGACGGAUUCUGUGAAAGGAACCGAGACGUCCUUUUCACUGACCUCAUUGAGUUAAUGCAGGGCAGUCAAAUAGCCUUCAUCAGAGCGCUGUUCACUGAAAACCUCAAUGCAGAAAAGAAGGGUCGGCCCACCACUGCAGGCUGUAAAAUAAAGAAACAAGCCAAUGACCUGGUGAGCACGUUGAUGAAAUGUACGCCACAUUAUAUCCGUUGUAUCAAACCUAAUGAAACCAAGAAGCCCAGAGACUGGGAAGAAAGCCGUAUAAAGCACCAGGUGGAGUACCUGGGUCUGAAGGAGAACAUCAGGGUGAGGCGUGCUGGCUACGCCUACCGUCGCUUCUUCAGGAAGUUCCUCAACAGAUACGCCAUCCUGACUAAAGAGUCCUGGCCAACAUGGCAAGGAGAUGAGAAACAAGGCGUCCUCCACCUCAUGCACUCCGUCAACAUGGACCAGGAGCAGUUCCAGCUGGGUCGUACCAAGGUGUUCGUGAAAGCCCCCGAGUCGCUCUUUCUGCUUGAGGAGACCAGGGAGCGCAAGUUUGACGGCUAUGCCAGGACCAUCCAGAAAGCCUGGAGGAAAUACACGGCCCGCAAGAGAUAUGUGAAGAUGCGAGAGGAAGCUUCUGACCUUUUGCUGAAUCACAAGGAGAGGCGGCGACACAGCUUAAACAGAAACUUUGUAGGAGACUACCUGGGCAUGGAUGACAGGCCUGAGCUGAGACAGUUUCUGGCCAAGAGAGAGAAGAUUGACUUUGCAGACAAAGUCACUAAAUAUGACCGUCGCUUUAAGUCAGUCAAGAGGGACUUGAUCCUGACUCCAAGGUCGGUGUACCUGAUAGGAAGAGAGAAGAUCAAACAGGGACCAGAGAAAGGUCAGGUGACUGAGGUGCUGAAGCGGCAGAUUGGCGUGGAGAGUAUCUUGGGAGUGUCUCUCAGUACGAUGCAGGAUGACUUCAUGAUCCUAAACGUGCAGGAUUAUGACAGCCUGCUGGAGUGUGUCUUCAAGACAGAGUUUAUUAGCUUACUGGCCCGCAGGUUUGAGGAGAAAACGCAGAGGAAGCUACCCCUCCAGUUUAGUAACACACUGUCUGUAAAGCUGAAGGAGGAGAAGUGGGGCAUCCUGAGUGGUGGAGCGGGUUCUCGACAGGUCACCUUUGUCCAGGGUCAGGGAGAAUUGGCUGUGCUCAAGCCUUCCAACAAGAAUCUGCAGGUCAGCAUCGGAUCAGGACUUCCUAGGAACACGCGUCCUUCUAGAGCCAAUAUCACAGACAGUUACCACGCCGGGCGCCAAAACAAGCCGGCACGGGCCGCACCUGGACCUCCAGUCUCUCACCAAAAUGGCGGCCUGAAAAACACCAAUCACAUGGCCAAUCAGAAGAACUCUUUGUAUCGGCAGCAGGGCGACGCUGUGCGCCCUCACCUUCCCAACAACCUCAGCCAGCAAAGGGGUGUUAGUAACAGAGCACAGGCCAGCCUGGACUUUCUCGGGGUUCCGGAACAAGGAGCCGCAGGUAAUGGAGUCAGUGGACCAGCUUCAAAUGGAAGAAUAGCUCACAGACCGUCAGCCAGCAGACCUCCACCAGGGGGCGGCAGACCCAAGCCUACACCCAAACCUAAACCUCAGGUGCCUCAGUGCAAAGCUUUGUACGCCUACGACGCCCAGGACACGGACGAGCUCAGCUUCAAUGCCAAUGACAUCAUCGAUAUGAUCAAAGAAGAUGCGUCAGGGUGGUGGACAGGACGUCUGCGGGGAAAGCAGGGACUUUUCCCCAACAACUAUGUGACCAAGAUCUAGCAGGAGGGAGGCUUUCUUGACGAAUGCUCCACUACUGCCUGCAAAGUCCAUGAAUGUAAACUCUUCUUCUUCUUCUUCCUCUCUCGGCCUCCUCGUCCUCUCUCUAUUUGGAGUCCUGAACAAAACACUAUUUAUUGUAUUUAUACAUAUCAUUGCUUUCUGUGCUGAGAAUAAUCUGGGAACAGGCUGUGAUUUUUUUUUAAUGAUUUCCCUCGUGUCUUUUUUUAUGAUGAUUCCAAAAGCAAACGUGGCUGUAAUAUUUAUUGUUUCACUGCAAAGUUCAGUAGGUGUAAGUGUUUUUAUGGCGUUUUUCGACACCAAAGAUGCAAACUUUAGUGUAUUGAGUUUGUGGAGUAGAGGCGGUGUGUACUGUAACCUGAGCACACUGUCUGUGGUGUGUUAGCACUUUAUCAGUACAGGUACUACCUUGGACACAAACACACAAUAUGAAGGACCAUUAUUUGUUUACACCAGAAAAACUCAACAAAAACACACUCUUGAUAUGUAUUUUCCUGAACACACACACACACACACACUUUCUAUGACUGUUUGUGGUUCUCUCUCACUUUUCUUGUCAAGCACACAUUAGGUGAUGUCAUCAAACUUCCGUGGCUUCUUUUUUUGUUUUGUUUUGCACUGCCGUUUAGUUUAUUUUUCUCCACAUUCCUAUUCAUGUUUGAUAAAAUAACCACACUUGUGUUUAUAUACUGCUGGGACUUGCUGGUAACAAUUUAGUUUUCUCCGCCAUUAUUGUCAGUGUGGAUCUCAGACGCUUCAUCAACAUCAUCCUUGUGCAAUACAAACACUAGAGGAGACUUUUUUUUUUUUUUAAUAAAGCAUGUAUUGUUGAAUGGC
This is a messenger RNA of Nerophis lumbriciformis (worm pipefish), 4441 nucleotides long. It is a transcript of the gene myo1ea, whose product is annotated as myosin IEa. NCBI's taxonomy places the organism in Eukaryota, Metazoa, Chordata, Actinopteri, Syngnathiformes, Syngnathidae. Gene Ontology annotation, molecular function: ATP binding; microfilament motor activity; actin filament binding. Gene Ontology annotation, biological process: glomerulus development; endocytosis; actin filament organization. The record is from RefSeq and is a predicted model, not a curated record. Gene Ontology annotation, cellular component: cytoplasm; myosin complex; actin cytoskeleton.